This is a messenger RNA of Dacryopinax primogenitus, 1842 nucleotides long. RefSeq lists its product as uncharacterized. The transcript is spliced from 2 exons. The record is from RefSeq and is a predicted model, not a curated record. Bases 118 to 1842 code for a protein of 574 amino acids. NCBI's taxonomy places the organism in Eukaryota, Fungi, Basidiomycota, Dacrymycetes, Dacrymycetales, Dacrymycetaceae.
CCCUCCUCCUCAUCGCCUCUCUCCUCUUGCUCAUCGUCUAGAGCUUGACAUAUCAAUACUUCGCCAUCGGCGACCACACUCUCCUUUUCCCCUCCCUUUCCUUUACGUCGUUUACAAAUGGGUCUCGACAUCAUCCAUGUCCCGCGCACCGCUGGACACCACCUCAAACGCGUCGUCAAGCGCUCAGACUGUGCGAGUGGUGGCCUCUAUGUCUCUCCCACCGCCGGGCAGAGUGUCUCUCCUUCCAGCAACGUCAACAUCACCUGGGAUAAUACUUGCCUUGGCUCACCGACUCCCCCGCUUGUCGACAUCUACGUGUAUGCCCCUGCGUCGGCUACUCCUCUCAUUCAUGUCUGGGGCAAUGUUCCUGCUUCUACCGGCACAUACAGUGACAUGAUCAACCCUUCGUGGUGGAAUGCGACCGCGGGCUCUACCGAGUCUCUUCAGCUCCUGAUCGUCGGAGCUGGUCAACCUUCUUGGAUGACCUCCAGCCCGUCUGGACCCAUCUUUACGGUGGCCACCCCGUCCAACUACAAUGCAUCUGCUACGGCUGCGGCUGCGGCUACUUCUGGCGGCAGCUCUUCAUCAUCUAACAAUUCUGGCAGCUCUUCGUCUGGCAACAACUCUAUCUACGAGUCUGUCACCCAACUCCUCGAGAAAGUUUUCCCGAAGGGUGCUAUCGCGGCAGCUGUUCUUAUUCCCAUCAUCGUUCUUGUUGCCGCUGCAAUCAUCUACAUCAAGUGGUCUCGCAAGAAGGAGGCCAAGAAACGCGAGCGUUUCUCCCAGGCCAUCGACAAGCGCAUGUCGGUCAUCUCCACCGAUUGGCGGCCCAGCACUACCGCUGGUGCACGCGCGUCUAUCGCCGUGGGCGCUCAUCGUGGCAGUCUUGCUACUUCCGUCUACCUGCCUCGCCCCAGUUCGACCUUCGCCACAGAAGGCGGCCAAGCCGGUCUCGGUGCUUACAACGGGGAGAUGUCUGAAAAGGCCAUUCCUCGUCCAUCGUUCCAAACUCAAACUUCUCUCGGCGUACCAAGCAGUCAAACAACACGCGUAUCUCGUAUCAGCUUCGCUCCCACCGUCCACCCCCGUAUCAGCAUGGCUGCCAAAGACGUUCUUGGAACCUCCGAUGAAGAGGAUGAGGGUGCUAUGAGCCCAACUCAGUUGCAAGGCCCGACUCUCCUGGCUGACGACGAUGUCGCCCGUGCCAGCAUGGACGAGAACUUCAGGGCUGAAGUCCUGCAAAUGCCCGCCAUGACCAUGAUGCGCACUGGCCGCCAGUCAAUCCACGUUCCGCAGACAGUCGACAUGGGUUACGAACAACUCACCGGUGACUACCGUUCCCCGUCUCCUACCAGCGCAGGCACCGUCGUCCCAUCCGUGUCCACCACCAUGUCUCCCUUGACUGGAUUCUUCCCGGCAUCUUCGCCUUCGCCUACCACCACCAUGUCGCCCGAUGAUCAGCUCCGUGCGUAUGCUGCUCGCCGUGCCGCCUCUCCUCUCCCUCCUCAGCCAGCUGCGGUCGGUUCCCACCCCGGCAUGCGUGUGUUGUACGAUCCUUCGGCGCACCAGCAGGCCGCUCAAAUGCCAAAUAUGGCCACUCUAUUAUCGCCUACCCAGCCGUUAACCAUCUCCCAGAACAGCUCAAAUAGGCUCAGCGUGAUGACGACCAACCCCAACCGGCUGAGUGUUGCCACGAACAAUCCGUUCCGUCAGAGCACCAUCAGCCAGGGCGAGAGCGUUGGGAGUCGGUAUUCUCACGCGGAGGUGAACCACGACGUAGAGGCGCACGAACAUGUUCUGGUUGAAGAAGAGGAGCCGAUCCCGCACGGAAGCGCGUUAUGA